AUGAUUGCCCUGAUGCUUUCCAUGCUCCUGGGAGCUGCAGCCCCUUUGGAUGACAAGAUUGUUGGAGGAUACCAGUGUGAGGCUCACUCUCAGCCCUGGCAGGUGUCCCUUAACAUCGGCUACCACUUCUGUGGCGGCUCCCUCAUUAAUGACCAGUGGAUCAUCUCUGCUGCUCAUUGCUGGCAAAAGUUUAUUGCCAUCUUGGGAGACUACCACAUCUGGGAGCAUGAAGGCACUGAGCAGUACAUGUCAGUGGAUGCCAUCUACUGGCAUGAGAGCUAUGAUUACAGAACCCUGGACUAUGACAUCAUGCUGAUGAAGCUGGCACACCCAGUCACUGUGAACGAGUAUGUCAAGCCUGUCCUUCUACCCAAAGCUUGUCCCUCACCUGGGGACAUGUGCAUGGUAUCAGGAUGGGGGAAUAUCUACUCAGAUGAGGGUGAGGCAUCUCUAAACUUGGCAUGUGUGGAGGUCCCCAUCUUAUCCAACAAGGACUGUGAAACCUCCUACCCUGGGAAGAUCACUGAGCGCAUGGUGUGUGCUGGAUACCUGGAGGGGGGCAAGGACGCUUGCCAGGGUGACUCUGGCGGUCCUCUGGUGUGUAAUGGCGAGCUGCAGGGAAUCGUCUCUUGGGGUCAAGGCUGUGCUCUGCCUGACUACCCUGGUGUUUACACCAAAGUCUGUUCUCUGAUGCCCUGGAUCAACGAGAUCCUUUCCACAUACAGCUAG
Molecule: messenger RNA, 729 nt
Organism: Nematolebias whitei (Rio pearlfish)
Lineage: Eukaryota; Metazoa; Chordata; Actinopteri; Cyprinodontiformes; Rivulidae
Product: trypsin-2-like
Exons: 5
Coding region: 1-729 (242 amino acids)
Biological process (GO): proteolysis
Molecular function (GO): serine-type endopeptidase activity
Source: RefSeq, a predicted model, not a curated record